Molecule: messenger RNA, 1729 nt
Organism: Phlebotomus papatasi
Lineage: Eukaryota; Metazoa; Arthropoda; Insecta; Diptera; Psychodidae
Gene: Dbp80
Product: DEAD-box helicase Dbp80
Exons: 4
Coding region: 141-1565 (474 amino acids)
Biological process (GO): poly(A)+ mRNA export from nucleus
Cellular component (GO): nucleus; cytoplasmic stress granule
Molecular function (GO): RNA helicase activity; ATP binding; RNA binding
Source: RefSeq, a predicted model, not a curated record
UCAAAAAAAAUAAUUCGGAAAAUUAUUGUUCAGCUUGUAAGAAAAGAGGUUGCAUUUUUUUGCAUUUCGCCGAUAAGAACGUCCUGUGAAAAUAUUGAUAAUAGUGAUAGUAGAGUGAGGAGAAGUGAUAGUUAGAGACCAUGGCAGAGUCGGCAGCAAUUUCCGCUUCAGAAGCAGAAGAACUGACGAGUUUGGUGAAUAAUCUCGAUAUAACCCGACCCAGUGAUGCUGAAAAAGACAAGAAUGAGGCCGGUGAGGCAGCUGCUGGGGAGCAAGAUGACACAGCCUCACCAGCAGACACCAGCCUACUGAGGAAGAUUAUCCGAAAGGGUUUGGUGGAGUCAAAGCAAGAUCUAGAAAUUCAGCGGAAAGAUCCAUCGUCUCCGCUGUACUCUGUCAAGACAUUCGAUGCUCUCCGGCUGAAGCCGGAACUUCUCAAAGGUGUCUAUGCGAUGGGCUUCAAUGCUCCGUCCAAGAUCCAGGAAACAGCUGUGCCCACACUCUUGGCCCAUCCACCGCAGAAUCUCAUUGCCCAGAGUCAGUCGGGCACGGGAAAAACUGCUGCCUUCGUCCUGGCCAUGCUGAGCCGUGUGGACACCAGUGAGAAUUAUCCACAGGUCCUCUGCCUCUCUCCCACUUACGAGCUGGCAAUUCAGACUGGCGAAGUGGCUGCAAAAAUGGCAAAAUUCUGCCCAGACAUUCGCCUUCAGUACGCCGUGCGUGGGGAGGAAGUGGCACGGGGACAUAAGUUAGACUGUCACAUUAUCAUCGGAACACCGGGGAAAAUGCUGGAUUGGGGUGUGAAAUUCCGUGUGUUUGACCUGAAGAAGAUUCGGGUGUUUGUGCUGGACGAGGCAGAUGUGAUGAUUGCUACACAGGGUCACCAGGAUCAGUGCAUUCGCAUCCACAAACACCUGUCCAAGGACUGUCAGAUGAUGUUCUUCUCAGCCACAUACGAGCGCGAAGUGAUGGAAUUUGCCGAAUACAUCGUGGAGAAUCCCGUGAUCAUUCGCCUGAAGCGAGAGCAGGAAUCACUGGACAACAUCAAGCAGUAUUAUGUCAAGUGUCGCAAUCAGGAGGAGAAGUAUCAGGCCAUACAGAAUGUCUAUGGGGUCAUCACGGUGGGACAGGCCAUAAUAUUCUGUCACACGCGCAAAACGGCCUCCUGGCUGGCCACAAAGAUGUCCAAGGAUGGUCAUUCGGUGGCUGUGCUGUCUGGGGAUUUGACUGUGGAACAGCGUCUGGCAGUGCUUGAUCGUUUCAGGGACGGGAAGGAAAAGGUGCUCAUUACAACAAAUGUUCUCUCACGAGGAAUUGAUGUGGAGCAAGUGACCAUCGUAGUAAACUUUGACAUGCCAAUGGACCAGUCCGGAAAAGCAGACUGUGAGACAUAUCUGCACAGGAUCGGGAGAACAGGACGCUUUGGCAAGAACGGGAUUGCUAUCAAUUUGGUGGAUUCGGAGAAAAGCAUGGACAUCUGCCGGGCCAUCGAGGCGCACUUCCGGAAGAAAAUCCACUUUCUGGAUGCUGAAAAUGUGGAGGAAAUUGAAAAGAUUGGCUCCUAAAACUGCUUAAGAUUCAAUUUACCAGCUAUUAUUAUGUUAAUUCUUUUUUUUAAUACACAACACUGAAUUCUUCCUAUUUCUUCUAUUUUUUAUUUGAGAAAACCUUCGAUUCUUGUUACAAAUUUUUGCGAUAACUGAAAUACAGAACAUUUUCUCAAGACGGA